This is a messenger RNA of Uncinocarpus reesii 1704, 1509 nucleotides long. RefSeq lists its product as uncharacterized. Gene Ontology annotation, cellular component: fungal-type vacuole membrane. Gene Ontology annotation, biological process: transmembrane transport. NCBI's taxonomy places the organism in Eukaryota, Fungi, Ascomycota, Eurotiomycetes, Onygenales, Onygenaceae. The transcript is spliced from 2 exons. Gene Ontology annotation, molecular function: transmembrane transporter activity. Bases 1 to 1509 code for a protein of 502 amino acids. The record is from RefSeq and is a predicted model, not a curated record.
AUGGAACCCCCCGCCGGAUUUCCCAUACGUUCAGAGCCCUCCCAGCCUGUGGCUUCAGUUAGCGUUUCAUCCCAAACUCGAUAUGAUGCCCCAAUCCAAGGGAAGGUUGAUACUACAGCAGAGGAACACCUCAAUGCUCCGCCUAGGGAAGAUUUCGGUCCUUCGGCUGAAGAAAAAUUUGGGGCUCCGGCCGAGAUCCAAACAAAUAUGGAUGGAUCAAAUAAGGGCGGCGGCGGUGAAGCUCAAUCUGGACAACCGUCAGAGGUGUCUUACCCCGAAGGGGGGCUGAGUGCGUGGUUGGUCGUUAUCGGAUCUUGCUUUGGGACAGCUGUGGCCCUUGGGAUGAUGAACACAGUUGGUACUUUCCAUUCAUAUAUCGGUGAACAUCAGCUCAAAGAAUACGAUGAAGGCACUGUUGGAUGGAUCUUCAGCGUUUUCAUUUUCCUUGGAUUUUUCGGAGGCAUCCAAGUUGGACCCGUGUUCGAUGCUCGAGGUCCUAAAAUGCUCAUGCUCGCCGGCAGCAUCUGCAUGUGCACCAGCAUGAUGCUUCUCGGUUUAUGUACCGAGUAUUGGCAUUUUAUGUUGUGUUUCGGAGUGCUCGGUGGUAUAGGGGCAUCCCUAAUCUUUACCCCCGCGCUCUCAGCGGUAAGCCAUUUCUUCCUCGAAAAGCGAGGAACUGCAACUGGCAUCGCCGCAGCAGGGGGCUCUCUUGGCGGCGUCAUCUUCCCGCUGGCUUUGCAAAAACUAUUCCCAACGGUGGGCUUUGCCUGGGCUACUAGAAUCAUUGGAUUCGUAAACAUCUUUUGCUGCGUCGUCGCAGUCAUUUUAGUUCGCUCUCGGCUCCCCCCAAAGCCUGGGCAGACGGUUAGGCCCAGCCUCCGAAUAUUCCGUGACCCGUCAUAUCUACUUUUUACCGUGGGACUCUAUUUCAUGGAGUGGGCUCUCUUCGUUCCGAUAACGUACCUUACUUCUUUCGCCUUGUCGACAGGUGCCAUGACUCCGGAGUUUUCGUAUCAGCUCAUUGCCAUAAUGAACGCAGGCUCGUGCAUCGGUCGAUGGGCGCCUGGAUACAUCGCCGACAAACUAGGCCGUUUCAACAGCAUGAUCGCAGCACUCGCCCUUUGUACAGCCGUGACUGUAACCCUCUGGCUCCCGGCCUCGAUCCUAUUUUCGAACGACUCCUCGUCUGCAGCUAUCAUCAAAGCACUUUCCAUUGUGUAUGCGCUCAUUUUUGGCUUCGCUUCUGGUUCCAACAUAUCAUUGACACCAGUAUGUGUGGGCCAACUUUGCGACACAAGUGAGUACGGCAGGUACUAUGCAACCUGCUACACAAUUGUUUCUUUCAGCACACUAACAGGUAUCCCAAUUGCUGGAAGGCUUGUGCAAGCGGCCGGUGGACGCUACUGGGGCGUUGUCAUCUGGACCGGAGUUUGCUAUAUUGUAUCUUUGGGCUGUUUUAUCUGGAGCCGUGCCUGUUGUGUUGGCUGGAAGUUGGGCGUGAAGUUUUGA